AUGCAGUUCCGUCAGACCAUCCUUUCCCUCUUCCUCGUCUUCAACCUCGCCCAGGCCCUGCCCACCUCGGCGUCCACUUCAGUAGUCGACAUCAGCAAGAGGGCCAACAACAAGGGCGGCGGCGGCGGCAAGGGCGGCAAGGGCGGCGUCAGCGCCGAGGUCAAAGGCAUCAACAAGAACAUCGGCAUCCAGAAGCAGGAGAAGCAAGACGCCAAGGCCGUCAGCGCGGCCGAGACGGGUGGCAAGGCCCAGUUUGGCAAGGCCAAGGGUCAGCUCCUCGACACCAUUGAGAAGGGAGAGAAGGUCCGCGCCAACAAUCAAAAGCUUGCCGAUAAGAACAACAAGCCACUCGUGGAUGGUCUGAAGAAGGUCCAAGGUGCACAGGCUACGGAGGAGAAGCUCGCCAAGAGUCUCCAGGGCGGCAACUCCAAGACCGACAAGGCCACCUUGAAGACCCUCCAGUCGGACUUUAGCCAGGGCAUCAAGGUGAACAAGGAAAACGCGGCUCUUGCCAAGAACGGCGGCAAGACCGGCGGCAAGGGCGGCGACAAGGGCGGCAAGGGUGGCAAGGGCGGCAAAUAG
Pyricularia oryzae 70-15 is the source of this 582-nucleotide messenger RNA. RefSeq lists its product as uncharacterized. The record is from RefSeq and is a predicted model, not a curated record. Lineage: Eukaryota; Fungi; Ascomycota; Sordariomycetes; Magnaporthales; Pyriculariaceae. The transcript is spliced from 3 exons. The coding region runs from base 1 to 582 and encodes 193 amino acids.